AUGGACGACUUCCGCCCCAGCUCAUCCACCGCUCACCAUCAUCCCCACCCCGAAGAACUCCUCUCUCCCCUCGAGCAAGAAGUCCUUGACGAAUACGCCAAACUCUUGGCUGCAGUCCUCAAUGAUCUCGCAGCGAAACCUUCGGCGGAAAUUUUGGAUUCUUUGAGGGGAUUGGAGAGGAAAACGACGACGGUGUUUACGCUGUUGAAAGCGAGUGUGUAUUCGAUUGUUUUGCAGCAGGAAAUUGCGGAUGGGGAUGCCGAUGCGGAGGGGGGGAUGUGA
Messenger RNA from Sphaerulina musiva SO2202, 282 nucleotides. Its product is annotated as DASH_Dad3-domain-containing protein. Lineage: Eukaryota; Fungi; Ascomycota; Dothideomycetes; Mycosphaerellales; Mycosphaerellaceae. The transcript has 2 exons. Gene Ontology annotation, biological process: attachment of spindle microtubules to kinetochore. Gene Ontology annotation, cellular component: mitotic spindle; DASH complex. The coding region runs from base 1 to 282 and encodes 93 amino acids. The record is from RefSeq and is a predicted model, not a curated record.